AUGCAAUCCGUUCUGAAACCCAUAAUUGGCCCUAAGAAGGAGAUCCACGAUCUAACCGGUCGAGUCGCUCUGAUAACCGGAGGGGCAUUGGGCAUCGGUUAUGAGGUCGCCCGUGCCUUCGUCCUCAAUGGGGCGCGCGUGAUCAUGGUAAACCGAAAAGAAGAUCAAGGCCAAGAAGCUAUCGAGAAGAUCAAAGAGGAAGCCGGCCAAGAUGCCAAGAUUGAAUGGCGCUCUUGUGAUAUGGGCAAUCUCGCUCAGAUCAAGGAGGUAUUUACGGGUAUCCGGGAACGCGAGGAGCGUCUUGAUCUGCUCAUUCUCUCCGCGGGCAUUAAUGCAAACCAGUUCGGCUUAACUGAUGAUCACAUCGACCGACACUUCCAAGUCAACUGGCUAGGCCAGUUCUAUGUGUGCAACUUACUCUUCCCGCUGAUACGGAAGACGUCGAAAUUGCCGAAUACGCCUGCGCCUCGAAUCGUGUGGGAGUCCUCCGAGCAGCACCGUUCGGCACCCAAGGUUGUCCAUUUUGGCUCCCUGGAGGAGAUCAACAACCCCGAGAUUGACCCUACGGAGCUGUACGGGAGGUCGAAAUUGGCGAUCAUUCUCGGGGUCAAGUAUGGGUUUUUGGAUCGCGUGAUUAAGCCGAAUGAUGACAAUAUAUAUGUACUUUCGGUACACCCGGGCGCUGUCAACACAGCCAUGCAGCAGCAGUGGCAAGAUGCGUAUCCCGGAUUGUUCGGGAAGGCCAAGACAGCCGUGAUGUUGGCAAUCGGUCGGGAUGUUGAACAAGGUUCCUUCAGUACACUCUGGGCAUCCACGAGCCCGGAGAUAAAAGAAAACAGUUGGAAUGGAUAUUACUUCUCAGAUUCUGUACAACCUGGGAAGGAAUCGAGCCAGGCAUCGGAUCCUACUUUGGGAGCUUCACUUUGGGACCUCAGUCAUCGUAUCAUCAAGGAUAAGGUUGGAGAGGAUUCAAUUGUGAACUGGAACUCCAGCAAGCCCUAA
Molecule: messenger RNA, 1002 nt
Organism: Aspergillus alliaceus
Lineage: Eukaryota; Fungi; Ascomycota; Eurotiomycetes; Eurotiales; Aspergillaceae
Product: short chain dehydrogenase/reductase family protein
Exons: 4
Coding region: 1-1002 (333 amino acids)
Source: RefSeq, a predicted model, not a curated record